UGUGUAUACGUUUUCAUGUACCCUGUUAAUUUUUUAUUUGUGUUUUAGAUUCUAAGACAUGUCUGAUAGUGAGGGAAGCAAUUAUUCUGCUAAUGAUAGUGAAGAAAGUGAGGUUGAACAGGAAGAUGCUAAGAGCGAAGCAGGAUCAGAUGCUGAAAGUGAAGCUGGAAGUCAUGGGGCUGCUGAGGAUGAAGCUGAAGAAGUGACAGAAGCUGAAGCAGCAGCAGAAGAACCACAAGAUGAAGAGGAACCUGAUGGUGAAGAUCUUGAUGAAGAAGAUGAAGAGGAUGAUGAAGAAGAUGAAGAUGAAGAUGAUGACAGAGGAAAAAGGAAGCGUAAAAAACCUCGUUUUGGAGGCUUCAUUUUGGAUGAAGCUGAAGUUGAUGAUGAAGUGGAAGAAGAAGAAGAGUGGGAAGAAGGAGCUGAAGAUAUUAUAGAUCGUACUCGGCCAAAUGAAGAAAACACUUCAAGAGAUAUUGACAGCCACCGGAGGCUGCAAAUGAUGUGGACAUCUCAAAAAGAAGAUGAAAUUGAAGAUUAUUAUAGACGAAAAUAUGCUGAAUCCUCAGCUGUUGAAAAAGGCUAUGGGGAUGGAGGAGAUCAUGAAUUGCCAGAUGAAAUUGCUCAGCAAACUCUUUUGCCUAGUGUAAAGGAUCCUAAUUUAUGGAUGGUGAAAUGUCGCAUUGGCGAAGAGAAAGCAACUUCUCUGUUGCUUAUGAGAAAAUUCAUUGCUUAUCAAUAUACAGAGGAGCCUCUGCAAAUCAAAAGUGUUGUGGCUCCCGAAGGAGUGAAAGGUUAUAUCUACAUUGAAGCUUAUAAACAAACACAUGUAAAACAAGCAAUCCAAGGUGUUGGAAAUUUGAGAAUGGGCCAGUAUCAGCAAAUGAUGGUUCCCAUAAAAGAAAUGACAGAUGUUUUACGUGUCACCAAAGAACAAGUUCAAUUGAAGGAAAAGCAGUGGGUGAGAUUAAAGAGAGGGUUAUAUAAAGAUGAUCUGGCACAAGUAGAUAUGUUGAAUCCUGCUCAAAAUCACGUUCUUUUGAAAUUGAUUCCAAGAAUAGAUUAUUCCAAAAAGAGAGGAGCAUUAAGAUCUACCGAACAAGAAAAAAGAAAAAAAGGUAGAAAGCCUCCACCUAAAUUAUUUGAUGUUGAUGCAGUAAGAGCUUUGGGUGGUGAAAUUUCAACUGAUGGUGAUUAUUUAAUUUUUGAAGGAAACCGAUACAGUCGCAAAGGCUUUCUUUUUAAAAGUUUCGCAAAAUCGGCAUUGAUUAUAGAUGGAGUAAAGCCAACACUCUCAGAACUUGAAAAAUUUGCUGAGAAAAAUGAUACUGCUGGAAUGGAAAUUGAAUUGAGUGAAGGUACUGGGCAAGAUGAUGCGAGUCACAACUUUUCUCCUGGUGAUAAUGUCGAAGUAUGCGAAGGAGAAUUAAUACAUCUGCAAGGCCGAGUAAUUGCAGUUGAUGGUAAUAAAGUUACUAUGCUGCCUUCUCACGAAGAUCUAAAGGAUCCAUUGGAAUUUCCUGCACAUGAAUUGCGGAAGUACUUUAAGAUGGGUGAUCAUGUGAAAGUGAUUUCUGGGACAUAUGAAGGUGAUACUGGGCUAAUUGUACAAGUUGAAAACAAUAUUGUCCUACUCUUUUCGGAUUUGACUAUGCAUGAGCUUAAAGUAAGACCUCAAGAUUUACAGUUAUGUACAGACAUGGCUACAGGAGUUGAUUCUCUUGGACAGUUUCAGUGGGGUGAUUUAGUGCUUUUAGAUGCUCAGACUGUUGGUGUGAUAGUUCGAUUAGAAAAAGAAAAUUUUCAUAUUCUUAAUAUGCAUGGAAAUGUUGUAAAAGUAAAACAUCAAAGUGUUACAAGGCGGAAAGAUACUAGGAGAGCUGUUUCAUUGGAUUCCGAACAAAAUCAGAUUCAGGUUCGAGAUGUAGUGAAGGUUAUUGAUGGACCCCAUUCAGGACGACAAGGUGAAAUUAAACAUCUCUAUCGUAGUUUUGCAUUUUUACAUUCAAGAAUGAUGAUGGAAAAUGGUGGAAUAUUUGUUUGCAAAACAAGGCAUUUAGUCUUGGCUGGAGCUGGAAGUGGACAUGGCAGACCUCUAGCAGAACUAAACAUGCGCUCACCAUUUCAUCCGUCAUCACCUCGUAUAAAUAGCCCUAUGCAUCCAUCUGGUGGAGGUGGUAGAACACCAGGUGGUUUUGGUGGAGGUGGAAUGGGACGAGGAAGAGGAAGGCGAGAUAGUGAAUUAAUAGGUCAGACUAUAAAAAUUACCCAUGGACCUUAUAAAGGCCAUAUUGGAAUUGUGAAAGAUGCAACUGAAGCUACAGCUCGAGUUGAACUGCACUCAAAGUGCCAGACUAUUUCUGUCGAUAGGACAAGAUUGGCUGUUGUUGGGGGUCCAAGCAAGGGCAAUCUUUCAAGUUACAGCCGAACACCAAUUUAUGGUAGCCAGACUCCAGUGUAUCUUGGUGGUUCACGCACUCCAAUGUAUGGGUCACAGACUCCACAGUAUGAAGCUGGUAGUCGUACUCCUCAUUAUGGAAGCCAGACACCUUUACAUGAAGGGAAUAGAACUCCUAGUCAUGGUGGUGCAUGGGAUCCAUCAAAUGCUAAUACUCCUGCUCGGGGUACUGGAGACUUUGAGGAUUAUCCAUUUGAUGAACCAUCUCCUUCUCCUGCUUACAAUGCAGCAACACCAGGCUAUCAGGAGACAACACAAGGCCCUUUCACACCACAGACUCCUGGAAGUGCUGUGAUGUACAAUUCUGACCAUACAUAUUCUCCCUAUCAACAAACACCGUCACCAUCUGGUUAUCCAGCUGGUACGCCAAGUCCUUCUGCAUAUGCUGCAACACCUAGUCCAUCUGGCUAUGCUGGAACACCAUCACCUAGUGGUUAUGGUUAUAGUCCAAUGACUCCAGGAGCUCCAUCUACACCUGGGGCAGGCUUAGAUCAUUCAUCGGUAGAAUGGCAAACAACAGACAUUGAAGUCAUUAUUAGAGAUACACAUGAGGAUGAUGGGCUUAGCGGACAAACUGGCAUUAUAAGAGGCAUCUCUGCUGGUAUGUGCUCAGUAUUUUUGCCAAAAGAAGAUCGUGUUGUUAACAUACUUGGAGAGCAUUUAGAACCUGUUGUUCCUCAACCAGGAGAUAAUGUAAAAGUUAUCAUUGGUGAAGAACGGGAAGCAACUGGCCGGCUGCUGAGCAUAGAUGGAUGUGAUGGUGUGGUUAAAUUUGGAAAUAAUGAAUUUAAAAUGCUUCAGUUGACAUUUUUAUGUAAAAUGAAGUCUUAGGACUCUUUUAAUGUAUAUAAUUAGUUCCAUGUUUUUAAUUACAUUCCUGUACAGUUUAUUCAUCAGUUCAUUUCGGAGUUCUUCAUUAGCAAAUAUGCACUACAUCAUCAUAUGAAAGAAUUAAGAAUUUUUCUAUUAAAUGAAUAUCAUGUAAAAAUUUACAAUGUGUUCAUUAAAAUUUAUUUUAAAAAAA
Molecule: messenger RNA, 3482 nt
Organism: Stegodyphus dumicola
Lineage: Eukaryota; Metazoa; Arthropoda; Arachnida; Araneae; Eresidae
Gene: Spt5
Product: Transcription elongation factor subunit Spt5
Biological process (GO): regulation of transcription by RNA polymerase II; transcription elongation by RNA polymerase II; transcription elongation-coupled chromatin remodeling
Cellular component (GO): DSIF complex
Molecular function (GO): protein binding; mRNA binding
Source: RefSeq, a predicted model, not a curated record